CGGACGCUCUACCACUUGUUGGCACCGAACUUUCACGUUGUUAUUUCUCCUGUAGAACAUAAGAUUUGUUUGUUGUUUAACGCCGCACUCAGCAAUAUUCCAGCUAUAUGACGGCGGGUAGAACAUAAGAACCGUCUUGUAGUCUUCGUCCUUAUUGUAUAAAAGAGAGUUGUUGUCAAUUUAUUUCAGGAAACGGUCAAAACAACACCUAAAUUGAUAAGCUCACACUCCUUGCCUGAGACAUAUUAAUCAAAUUUGUGAUGUCAAAAACUCAUAAAAAAAAAACGUGUUCGAUAAAUAUAUCACAGACAAGGAGUGAGUAUUUAGCUUAUUAUUAGGAUGUCACAUUAAACGUAAUUAAUCAGUAUAACGCUUUACAGUCGAAUUGGACAUCAAUAAAUAAAUUAGAAUUAUCAGUAGUAGUAGUAGUAUACGUAGUAAAUAGUAUAACGGCGCCUGAUAUGAGUGGAGCGUCUAUGCGGGGUUCAACCUCAUCACGUGUGUUGUACAAGAAUUCUGAUUCUUUUCUAGCAUCCUUGCAACAGUACUCAGAACAACAGUUUCUACAUCGACGUUCUGGGUAAUGUCGGGUGACGGGGGUCCUGGAACAACCACUCGGUAUUUCGUAACUUUUGCUGAUAUGACUAUUUGAAACUGAAAACCGAUCAAUGUUCGGAAAGAAUACAUAUAUUUAGUUGAAUCAGAGAUGGAGAUUUGAUACCUGUGACUGACCAAUCAGAAUCGAGAAAUUACCCAGGGAACUCGUCAAUGUAUAUUAAUGACACGUAAAACCCAUCUGAUCAUUGGUGGGAAUAACAACAGGGUUCAACUAGGAAUCAUCCUCGAUUACCCAGGGUUGCACAUCCAUUCUCCGAUGUAAAUACCCUGGUCACUCUCGCUACUAUAAUUACUGUUGGGUUCUCAGGGAGGAACGACAUACGCGGAAGUAGGAGACGAGCCUGUCACUUGGCCGGCCGUUUAUUCAAAACUGUCGCAUGUUACAUAACAGCACGUGACUACGCUUACCACGCAACUAAUCACAUUACAAGAGCGGACAUCUGUUUUCCUGUCAUGAUAUUAUACACUAGUUACGGUGGUGAAGUGACGUGUGUUUCUUCUGAUGAAAAAAGCAAACUAUUGUUUCUGAUACCGAGAUUGUGUUGGUUAGUAAUGAAGAACAACUGGCUACGGGUGAGACUUUAUUCAUUUAACGAAUUUCAUAAGUAAUAGUCUGACGUAGGCCAAAUGACGGAUCUGUAUUUCAUUAUAUAUACUUCAGUUUCAGAGUUUUCUGAAUAUGAGAAAAGUGACAUGUUGUUGCAGUGAACAUUACACUUGAUAUUUCACAACAGAGAACAGAACACUUUGACGGAACUAUUGUCUUACAAGAGUUACCACCCCGCAUAGCAUCUCCCCUUUAUCAAAGUGCCUAACGCAUACACCUUACUGUUGACUUUCUAUUUACGCAAGUUCCACAUUCAUAUGGCAAAAUAACGAAAGAUGGUCAUUUUUUAAAGUUAACAUCGCUUCUUGCCGUUUGUUAUUCUCUUGACCAUUAACAUGACCAUGGAAUAUAUGAAUACACUACUUUCACUUUCUAUAAAACUACAGGAAAAGUAAAGUGAAACUACUCGUGUCAUUCACAGUCUGGUGAUACAGUGUGUACAAGCAUCACUACUUCAGUCUGACGGAUUAAGUGUCUUGUAUUCCCCCUGUCACUGUGCUGGACCUCAACGUGGUAUAGGGGUGGCAACGUACUAGACGGCAAACGCAGCACACACAAACAUGUCAACAUUCAAGCCUGUCAUCGUGGCUGUGUCACUGGUGGUGUUGAACGCCAUCCUGCUCGUGAUACUGGUCACCAUGGCAACCUACAAACUCACAGGCAACAGCACUGAUAGAAGUAGAUGCUCUCUCAAUGUAUCCGCAGUUCAUGGACUGAUGGUUAACGAUGCAUCAGCAGAGAGUCAGAGAGUGGAAGCCUUAUCGCGGAAUAUCGCCAACAUCUACAACGACAGAGGCAACGUUGACAAAGCAGCAGCCCACAUCAUCAUCGACCCUGGGGCUAAAUAUACAGGUGACGUUCCCACGCUGAGCUGGAGACAGGACCUGGACGCCACGUUUGUCAGUGAAAAGAUGUCCUACACAGACGGGGGUCUGACUGUGACACAUGGAGGCUACUACUUCAUCUACAGCCAGAUCGUGUACAGUGGCAGCGGAACCCAGGAGUUGGACUAUGGGCGGAUCAUUCACGCUGUGGUGAAACAGAAGGCGUCAGAGCUGGAGGAAGCACCAACACCCCUGAUGAGGAACCUACAGUCCACCCCCAGCAUCAGACGGGGACGUCCCGCCUACACCACCAGCAGCCUCGGGGCCACCUUCUACCUGGAGGCCAACACCAGGGUCAAGGUCAUGUCCAGUGUUCCCGGGAACAUCCAUGUCGGAGCACCUCAGUCCAACUACUUUGGGAUGUUCCUGAUAUAAUGGCCAGUGUUCCCGGGAACAUCCAUGCCAGAACACCUUACCCCACCUACUGUGCCUACUGUGAGAUGUUCCUGACAUCAUGCUCAAUGUUCCCUGGAGGCGACUGUUUUGUAUUCGCGGGAGGUGAAUUGCGAUGUACUUUGAUGUUUCUUGUUGUUUUACUGUGUUUAUUAAGGGAUUAUGACUGAGGGUCAGCGUUUGAACUUGACCUGUGCCCACCGAGAACAGUUGCAAGUCCAUACCCUACUUCCAAAAGGGAAGAAAUAUGAGGAUCAGCAGAGAGGACUUGACGAUUUGAAGAGAAACUGCACGACCACUCAGUGAAUGUAUAUACGCGAAUGGCGUGUCACAUGUUUUGAAAUCAGCUCAACGUACGUGCAAUAAGUCUAUGAUUUUAAAUGAUUUAUUAUAAUAAUAUAAUGUGCUAUGUUUAAAAUGUAUUAUUUGCAUCAAGUGUAGUAUAUUUCUAUUGUAAGGAGUGAAUAAAUCAAAGGUAAUGACA
Messenger RNA from Haliotis rufescens (red abalone), 2986 nucleotides. Its product is annotated as lymphotoxin-alpha-like. The record is from RefSeq and is a predicted model, not a curated record. Gene Ontology annotation, biological process: immune response. NCBI's taxonomy places the organism in Eukaryota, Metazoa, Mollusca, Gastropoda, Lepetellida, Haliotidae. Gene Ontology annotation, molecular function: tumor necrosis factor receptor binding. The transcript is spliced from 7 exons. Gene Ontology annotation, cellular component: membrane. The coding region runs from base 1786 to 2484 and encodes 232 amino acids.